Molecule: messenger RNA, 1095 nt
Organism: Asparagus officinalis (garden asparagus)
Lineage: Eukaryota; Viridiplantae; Streptophyta; Magnoliopsida; Asparagales; Asparagaceae
Product: nuclear speckle RNA-binding protein A-like
Exons: 6
Coding region: 94-798 (234 amino acids)
Molecular function (GO): mRNA binding
Source: RefSeq, a predicted model, not a curated record
CUUUACGAAAAAGAAAAAGGGAAACAAAAGAAAAUAAAGAAAAUAAAAAUCUUAGCUUGUCUUUGAGAGAUUCUACGCUCACUAAUCAAAGCAAUGGCGGAUCCUUACUACAGAUACGCCCCCCCUGAAAGAGACAUCACAGAUACACGAGCUGCAUUUCCGGGUUAUCUUCCUUCAGAGGCUUCUACCUUAGCAUCCCGGCCUUCAUGGGACGGUGGUAGUCUUCGAACUUCAGUGGAGUUUGGAAAAAAUGAUGUAUUACCAUUAUCUCGAGAUUAUGGGUUGGGUGAUUUUCAAAGAAUAGACACUCAAGUGACCCCCGGACUUGGUGGAUUGACUGCUGGAGCUAGUGUUAGAGCCUUCACUCCUUUAGAAGAUCCAGCUCUAUUAAGAAGAGAUGUUCCUCUGAAUGUUAAGCCUAGCAUUGUGGAUUAUGAACCUCCUGAUCCUCUGAGAAAACCUGAGGGCUUAGCGGCUGACGAAUCGAACAUUCUGUUUGUUGAUGGUCUGCCGAAUGAUUGCACAAGAAGAGAAGUAGCUCAUUUAUUCCGACCUUUUAUUGGUUUCAAGGAAAUUAGGGUUGUCCAUAAGGAGGCUCGUCGGUCUGGAGACAAGGCUUAUGUUCUGUGUUUUGUUGAGUUCAACGAUUCCAAAUGUGCCUUAACUGCUAUGGAUGCUCUUCAAGGUUAUAAGUUUGAUGACAAGAAACCGAAUGCACCAGUUUUAAGGAUCCAGUUUGCAAAGUUCCCCUUCCAGCUAACCAGUCGCGAUGAGAGGAGGCAUGGGAGCGCACAUUGACAUAUUAAUGGCAUAAAAAUGAAGCGAGAAUGCAGUAAUAUAUUCCAGCAAACAACGUGAAACUAGUGAUUAUGCUCGAUUUUUUUUUGCUGCAUACAUGAUAGCUUUAAUCAUAUGUAUGUUUGCUGAGAGAGGCAACUGGGUAUUUAAGCGUGUAAUCUCUAUCUAUGUCAGUAUCUUGGAAUUUUUUUGUCUUUUUGGUACGUUUUUAGUCUCUUUAGCUUUGACAUGGGCAUUAGUUUCGAUAUAAUGCUGCAUAAAUAACUCAAGGUUAAUCUUAUUUUCUUAUUUUCUUUA